ACAUGCAAGUCCAGUAUCAAAAUUUCUUGAAAACCGAAUUGAACUGAAUCGAUCAGACUCAAAACCAACGCCCAUACAGCCAAUGAGCAAGUCUUUUGUGAGGGCGCGCGAACUUCUCGCUGAGAAGAACUAAAAAAAACACCCAAUCGUUCGUUUUCUACGUUGAUUCCAUUAUGUCCGCAAGAUUAUCAGAUCCCUCACUUCUGUCUCUCCGAUACGUUUCUUAAAUUUUUCUCUCUGCCUGUGUCCCUUUGAAGGAAGUCUACUGUAUCGCAGUUGCUACUUCGAAACUCCUCGGCAAUCUGGAAAUGUCGAUUUCUAUCGCUUAGUUGUUGCAUUUUCAUUUUGAACAUAAAUUGAGCGACAUCAGCUUUAGACUCGAAACAUGGGGCCGAAGUGACAGAUAUCCGGGUGGACAUUUUGUGCCAUUUUGAUGGGAAUAGUUAACUAGGUAGGUGGUCGGCAAGGUGAAGUGAGGUCCCUGCAGACCGUACUGAUCAAGGGAUUGCAACAGUUCCCCAGUCAGCUAUGACACCAAACUGGAUAAUCAAUGUUUCAGAUAUAAGAACAGUUGAGGUCAGCAACAUUUCACCAGCUGUUUCUGAGAGAGAAAUCAGAGAAUUCUUUUCAUUUUCUGGUGAUAUUCAAUAUGUUGAAAUGCAAAGGGAAACAGAUGGGACCCGGCUUGCUUAUGUUACAUUCAAGGAUUCACAGGGAGCAGAUACAGCAGCACUACUGUCGGGAGCUACAAUAGCUGAUCUUUCCGUGUCUAUUACACUCGUUGAGAAUUAUAAUCUACCCCCUGAAGCUAUAUCACUGAGACUGGACAAAAGGCCAGUUGCCACUGGUUCUGUUGUUCAGAAGGCUGAGGAUGUGGUGAGCACCAUGCUUGCCAAGGGUUUUGUCUUGGGAAAGGAUGCCAUUAGCAAGGCUAAAGCCUUUGACGAACAACAUCACUUGACAUUAAAUGCAUCCGCCACAGUUGCAUCCAUUGAUCGUAAAAUGGGCCUGAGUGAGAAGCUAAGCAUUGGAACAGCUAUAGUCAAUGGAAAGGUGAGAGAGAUCGAUGAGCGGUUCCACGUAUCUGAGAAGACGAAGUCUGCCAUUUCUACUGCUGAACUUAAGGCAAUCAGUGCAGGAUCUGCAAUUAUGAGCAAUCAUUAUGUAUUAACCGGAGCUUCGUGGGUUUCAAAUGCAUAUAAUGCCGUUGCAAUGGCAGCUGAUGAUGUGACCAUGAUGACCAAGGAAAAGGUUGGAAAGGCCGAGGAGGAAAAAAGAGAGAUCAUUUACAGGGAAAGGACAGGGAUCGUCAAUCACUUUGCACAACUCCACCUUGAUGAGUCUUCUGCGUUGGAGCCUCCAAUAGUUCCAGUCAGCUCAGCCGAUGAUAAUAAGCUCGAAAUCAUAUGACUUCGGUGGAUUUUUUCUACUCCAGUAUAGUUGAACUACCUUUUUAAUUUGACGCGGAAUGUGCUUCAUCACGAAGAUUCUAUGACAUGGAUUUUGCUUCUGCAAAAGUAAAUAACAUUAAGUGUAGGUUUGGGGUUUCAGAUAAGACACAAAAUUAUCAUUUCAUCU
Molecule: messenger RNA, 1578 nt
Organism: Carya illinoinensis
Lineage: Eukaryota; Viridiplantae; Streptophyta; Magnoliopsida; Fagales; Juglandaceae
Product: binding partner of ACD11 1
Exons: 7
Coding region: 529-1410 (293 amino acids)
Molecular function (GO): RNA binding
Source: RefSeq, a predicted model, not a curated record